CACGGGCGGGGGUGAGAGGUCACGGAGGCGGCGGCGGCGCCGGUGCGAGGGCAGCGGAGCCGCGUCCCGGCCCCGGCCCCGGUCAUGGCGGCCCGGCGGCUCCGCGGCGCCCUCCAGCUCGGGGCCCGGCACCGGCUACGGGCCGCGGCGGCCCCGCCCGGGAGGCACGCGGCGCUGUGCGGCCUCCGGCUCGGCCGGCCGGUGAGCGGCACCGAGGGGGAGCCGCGGCGCCAGCCCAGCCGCUCCUUCCUCAACCUGGCCGGGUCCUUCACCAACAAGCGCAAGGAGUACUCGGAGCGGCGCAUCAUCGGGUACUCCAUGCAGGAGAUGUACGACGUGGUGUCCAACGUGGAGGACUACAAGAACUUCGUGCCCUGGUGCAAGAAGUCGGUGGUGGUCUCCAAGCGGUCCGGCCACGUCAAGGCGCAGCUGGAGGUGGGCUUCCCGCCCGUGCUGGAGCGCUACACCUCCAUCGUCACCCUCGUCCGCCCCCACCUCGUCAAGGCUGUCUGCACGGACGGGCGCCUCUUCAACCACCUGGAGACCAACUGGCGCUUCAGCCCUGGCAUCCCCGGCUACCCCCGCACCAGCACCGUGGAUUUCUCGAUCUCCUUCGAGUUCCGCUCCCUGCUGCACUCCCAGCUGGCCACCGUCUUCUUCGACGAGGUGGUCAAGCAGAUGGUGGCAGCCUUCGAGCGCCGGGCGGCCAAGAACUUCGGUCCCGAGACCCGCAUCCCCCGCGAGCUCAUGUUCCACGAGGUCCACCAGCAGACGUGAGGGCAGCCCGGCUGCUGCGGACUGCGCCAGGGCCCCGGGGCCGCUCGCCCUGCCCACCCUCUUAAAUAUUUAUUUGAGUGCAUCUUUGCUGCCGUUGCCUCGACUUCCCUCCCAGCCUCGGGGGCGAGAGGUGAUGCUCCUGCAAGCGCGGGGGCUGCUGUGAGCCCCCCGGUCCCAUCUCAACACCAGGGGAGCUGCGGCCCAGGGCCAGCCUCCCCCUGGUUGUGUAGCUGAUUUUGGUUUUAAGUUUUGUUUUGUUUUAGUUCUUGGGAGCUCUUUUUUUUUUUUUUUUUUUUUUUUUAAAAAGAAAAAAAGAAAACUCUUUUUGUUCCUCAUAACUCCUCUGCAAGGCCAGAGGGUCCCAACCCCUCUGCAGGGGUGGAAAUGCUCCUGGGGCAGCUCUGCCCGGGCCCUGCGGAGGAGGAAGGUUGGUGCUGGCGGCGGGGGGAGCCCGGCUGGAUGCUGCUGGGGAACGCCAGGGGCCAGGGCUUGCCGGGGGGGGGCCUGACUGCCAGGGCCCCCCCGCCCCAUCCCCUGACUCUUCAGGAACGAAAGGGAAGGAGAAGGGUACAGAGAGAGGAGGCGGCAGCUGGAGCAGAGCUGCUGCCGGCCCCUCGCCUGCAGCCGCCGCAGGGGGGGCCCCCAGCACGGCCCCCCCCCUGGGUCCGCAGGGAGCGGAGCCGAGCCCCCGGCAGCGCCCGCGCCACCGCCAGACCCGACGUCGCACAUUUGCACAAGUCGCACGCACAGCGGGGGGGGACGGGGGGGCUUGCUCAGAACUUGCCCCCCCCCUCCCCCUCCUCCCCCAGCCCCUCGCAGCCCCCCCAGCACUUGCCCCAGGGACCAGGAUGGCCCCGGCCCGAGGCACCCCCUGCCCCCCCCCCCCCCCCCGAGCUUCCCCUUACCUUCAGUGUGGAGGAUCCAGCUCCAGCAGGCCCGAACACCCGCUGAGGGGGGGCCCACCGGGGGCCCCCUGAGCCCCCCCCAACCCCAGGCUCUUCCCCCUUGCCCCCCCCCCCAGUUCCAUCCCCAGCACCGAGGGGAUCGUGGCCUUGCUGCCCGAGGAAGGACUUCUACAUGCCAAUAAAGAGCAUUUUCCAAGGGUGA
Molecule: messenger RNA, 1884 nt
Organism: Anas platyrhynchos (mallard)
Lineage: Eukaryota; Metazoa; Chordata; Aves; Anseriformes; Anatidae
Source: RefSeq, a predicted model, not a curated record